AUGACUGGAAAAGAUAAGUUGGUUUCUAAGAGGGACGAUGACGGUAAGAGGCGAUCGCAAAAGCACGAAGAAGAGGAGAGACGAAAAAAAGUCGAGCCUGGAAUCAUAAAUAAGACAAAUGGAAAAAAGCUGAGGUUGUUGAAGAAAAAUCACUCAACCAGUGUACCGGAAACAGCAGAAGGGAUUGCUGGUCGAGUGCAGCGAGAGUACCGGAACACGGUCCGACGCCAGAAUCAAGAAGACAAAAAGGAAAAUUAA
This is a messenger RNA of Thelazia callipaeda (thelaziosis nematode), 258 nucleotides long. The record is from the annotation of a GenBank genome assembly. NCBI's taxonomy places the organism in Eukaryota, Metazoa, Nematoda, Chromadorea, Rhabditida, Thelaziidae.